AUGCUGAAUCCCCGAGGAGGUCCGAAACCAUCUUUGUCGGGCAUCCCCUACACAGAGGUAGACAUUGCUCUGUUCCCCACAACACCGGUCCUCGACAUUAUACUGCUCAAUUUCCAAGCGGAUGUGAACGUGCUAGAUGCAUCACGACCCGAGGCAACUCUAUGGCACAGGUCCCUCCAGUUUACCUCGAGUCUGCCAGGGUGUCAAAGCAUUCGCUGGGCCUUGCUAGAGCAAAAAGAACCCCAGGCAAUCCUAGUCUUGAUCCAGUGGGAGAGUGGACAAGCAUGGAAGCAGUUUCAGAACUCGCUAGGAUUCACCCUAUUGCUGGGCUACAUCAAGAGUUCUAUCAACCGUUCCCUUCAACUGGAACUCCCUUCAGAAGCGCUUGGUGCGGAGGGUCCGGUUGAAUUGGUUUCGUACUACAUCCCGGCCACGGCAUCUAUAAAAGAGCACGACUUCCAGCGCGAAGUCUACGCAAAGUCUGCCUCUGACUCGGAGAUAGUCUCUGCUUGCGGCGGCUGGCUUGACCAGGAAUUCGAGACCGAGAACCGGUACUUUGCUGGCUUGCUCUUCUGGAAGCCCGGUAUAGAUGCAGAAAGGACUCAGCAGGACACCCCGAGUAAAACUACAGCUUUUGGGCACGAGGCAGAGGAUGUCGUUUCAGUCCUGACGAAACCUGUCAAUAUCGCAUCAAAAGAUUCCCUUCACGCUGUGACGCCUAUCCCCAACAGCUUGAGCAGCACGCAAUGCAACCAUCCACUCCUCAACGGUUCUGUGACUCCGUGUUACCGAGCAGAAGAUAGCUUCGAGCCGGGUGAUUUAGAUCGGCUUCACGCAGAAAAUUAUAACAAACAGCAAGCCGGGAAACUGCUCUCUGCUGGCCCGACGGGUCAAUGGUAUUCGACUGGUGCGAUUAACCAGCACGAGAUGCCAGCACUUACUUUGCCGAAUUCUCGAGGAGCCAUCGAAGCUAUCUCCACUUGUCUUCCUCUUGGCGAUGGCGCAGUGGUAAAGAAAUUCAAGGAUCUUCUCGUCGAUCUAUGGAAGCCUGCCGACUGCUCUGACCUCCGUUGGGGCAAGAGUCAAGAUGAUACUGGAGACAAUAGGAUCUGUGUCUUUUUAGAAUACAAAGACGGCGGCGGCCUCAGCGAAGAUGUCCGGUUGAAAUUCCAGAGUCAACUAGAGGCGCUAGCUUCUGAAAGCCAUGUCAACCCGGAUCUCUCUUACUUGCAGAUUCCCAAAUCCCGGCCACUUGGAGCUCCCCCAACCCUAGAGAUUAUGACAUUCCACGUGCCCAGCGGGGAAUCUAAUCGGCGUGCCUUCGAAUACGCUUUCCAGAAUUUCCUCGUCACUACCAUGCCCCAACUUCUCAAAGGCUUCGGCUCUACCGAUUCGCCCCCGUGCAGCCGGCUCGCAUGUGGCUGGGGCAGUAGUCCGGAGAUAGCGGGUGAUCCACCCGUCUCAACCGAUACAUUUGUCGCGGCAUUCGGAUGGAGCAGCAGUGCUGUUCGAUCCGAAUGGUAUGGGAUCUACGCCGAGCAGGCCAAGUCCCAUUAUCAGCGCCAGGGACAUGUCGUGGACUGGCUGCGGUCUCUGGCUGUCAGGGCCCAGGCCCAGUUCUUUUCUUUGGAGAAGAAAGACGAUGCUCUUGUGGAUCUGGAGCGCCAGAAGCAAGGGCUCGGGCCACUGCGCUCUGGGUCUGGGCUCAAUUUGUUUCAGGGUUAG
This is a messenger RNA of Penicillium alfredii, 1725 nucleotides long. RefSeq lists its product as uncharacterized. The transcript has 3 exons. Lineage: Eukaryota; Fungi; Ascomycota; Eurotiomycetes; Eurotiales; Aspergillaceae. Bases 1 to 1725 code for a protein of 574 amino acids. The record is from RefSeq and is a predicted model, not a curated record.